This is a messenger RNA of Coccidioides posadasii C735 delta SOWgp, 1989 nucleotides long. RefSeq lists its product as uncharacterized. Gene Ontology annotation, molecular function: protein serine/threonine kinase activity; ATP binding. The record is from RefSeq and is a predicted model, not a curated record. NCBI's taxonomy places the organism in Eukaryota, Fungi, Ascomycota, Eurotiomycetes, Onygenales, Onygenaceae. Gene Ontology annotation, cellular component: spindle pole body. Gene Ontology annotation, biological process: peptidyl-serine phosphorylation; intracellular signal transduction.
AUGAGGUCGCAAUCCCCGCUGGGGAAGCAGGACUUGAGGCCUUCUCACAUCCCGUCCCUCAUCCAUUCACGCUCCAACAACGACCUCUACGAUCGCCCGCGAACCCCUCAGCACCAUGGAUUCACAAGCCCGCUGCACACCCCACACGGGAGCCCUAGCAAGAGUCGGCUGCCACCAGGCGCCACAGACCUCCCAAGCAUCUUCGAUAACGCCAUGAAACUCGCGCCGCCGUCACCGACUAAAUCUGUCUUCAAUCUGAGCAAUCUGUCUCCCGGAAAGGGUCAGAUAAGUGGAGGCGAGAACCUGACCACCUUCAACGAGAGCGUCAUUCACAAAACAACCUCUGUGCAGGGCAGCCCGACGCGAAGAGGAAACCAGGAAAAUGCACCGCCAGGUGGAUCGCGCCUGGGCAAGGAACCCGUUCCCAAUUCGAAUCACGCUGCUCUCUCGCGGCAGGAGGCAUAUCAUAAUAACAAAGAGCGUCGGGACCGUAGGAACCCCGCACAGACCAGGGGCUUGACGGCCGAAGAACUGGAGAAAUUGCAGCUACCGGGUGUCAAACGCCUCGCGAAUGUCGCCCAAUUGUAUUUUCUUGAUCAUUAUUUUGAUCUCCUGAGCUACGUGCAUAACCGCCAAACACGUCAAUCGCAGUUCAAAGCCGCCUAUCCCCCUCCGCCUCUCACUUCACGAGUGGAGUACGAAGCUGCGCUCCAAAAGUACUUAGGCAGAGAGCGAGCUCACCUGCGCAAGCGAAGAACUAGACUGCGUCAUGCUGAUUUCCAGAUUCUUACACAAGUCGGGCAAGGCGGUUACGGUCAGGUCUACUUGGCGCAAAAGAAGGAUACUCGUGAAGUCUGUGCGCUGAAGGUUAUGAGCAAAAAGCUCUUGUUCAAGCUGGACGAGAUUAGACAUAUCUUGACCGAACGAGAUAUCCUCACUGCCGCGAAGAGUGAAUGGCUGGUCAAACUUCUUUACGCCUUCCAGGAUGAAGAAAAGAUAUACCUUGCAAUGGAGUAUGUUCCAGGAGGAGAUUUCCGUACCCUGCUCAACAACGCUAGCGUUUUGCAUAAUCGCCAUGCACGCUUUUACAUCGCCGAGAUGAUUCAAUGCGUUGAUGCUCUCCAUGCCCUGGGUUACAUUCACCGCGAUCUCAAACCUGAAAAUUUCCUGAUCGAUUCGACGGGCCACGUGAAGUUGACCGAUUUUGGAUUGGCAGCGGGCAUGCUCAGUCCCGGAAAGAUCGAGUCGAUGAGGAUCAAGCUGGAGGAAGUCGGCAAAACUUCGGUCCCGUUCGGUCGACCCAUGGGCCAGCGCACGGCUGCAGAGAGACGUGAGGGAUACCGGACGCUGAGACAGCGCGAAGUGAACUACGCAAAAUCCAUUGUUGGAUCUCCCGACUACAUGGCACCGGAGGUGCUCAAGGGAGAAGAAUAUGACUUUACCGUUGAUUACUGGAGCUUGGGUUGUAUGCUCUUCGAGGCCCUGGCCGGAUACCCUCCCUUUGCGGGUGCUACUGUCGACGAGACAUGGCAGAACCUCAAGCAGUGGGAGCAAGUCUUGCAGGAACCAGUUUACGACGAUCCAAAUUACUUCCUAUCGAGACGAACCUGGGACUUGAUCACCCGGCUUGUGGCCUCGAAGGAGCGCCGGUUCAAAAACAUCAGGGAAAUUCACAUGCAUGAAUACUUUAUCGAUGUCAACUUCAACAGACUGCGGGACAUGCAGCCUCCGUUCGUUCCCGAACUUGACUCCGAGACGGAUGCGGGCUACUUCGACGACUUUGGCAGUGAAUCUGAUAUGGCUAAGUACAAGGAAGUCCAUGAUAAACAGAGAGCCCUAGAAGAGAUGGCAGAGCGAGGCGAAAAAAUGAGCAAGAGCCUGUUUGUUGGCUUUACCUUCCGGCACCGUAAACCAGCCAUUGGAGGCGACGGACGAACCAGCCUCCGAAAAGCGAUUCCAACGGACGGCUCUUUCGGCACCAUAUUCUAA